UAUAAGUACUUACCUGUAAUGACUAAGCUAAAUUGCAAUGCACUUUAGCACCUUGAUUUGAUUGCAUGUCAGGUCUAGAUUAUUUAGAUUAUUUAUGGAUCAACAUCUUCAUUGUAAUUGUUGGGCACAAAUAACAGGACCUUACUAUAGUGAUGUGAUUGUUUAGCAUAUGAGCUACAUAUCACCAAGCUUAAAAUAUGACUGAUUGGAAAUCUUUUUACUGGGCAUCAUUUCUUGCUGGGGGAGGGGCAGGGCUUGCUGUGGAUAUUUCCCUGUUCCCAUUAGACACUAUUAAGACUAGACUACAAAGUGCACAGGGCUUCUAUAAUGCUGGGGGCUUCAGGGGAAUAUACUCUGGUUUACCAUCUGCAGCCAUCGGAUCUGUACCAACUGCUGCAGCAUUCUUCCUAACAUACGAGAGCAUGAAACAUCUUCUGAGUCCCAUGUUGUCAGGUCAUGCAGCAGUCUCUCUGUCACACAGUCUAGCAGCUUCAUGCGGAGAAGUGAUGGCAUGUGUGAUCCGUGUACCAGUUGAGGUUGUAAAGCAGAGAGCUCAAGCCAAUCCUAGAUACUCAUCAUUACAUUUUCUCAGGUUAACUUUACGUUCAGAGGGCUUUAGAGGGUUAUAUAGAGGCUACUUAAGCACUGUGAUGCGUGAGGUUCCAUUUUCCUUUAUUGAGAUGCCAAUAUGGGAGUACCUCAAAAAAUACUGGUCUGUAAGGCAGGGUUCACCUGUAGAAGCAUGGCAGUCAUCUAUAUGUGGGGCAAUAGCAGGGGGGCUAGCAGCUGGUAUAACAACACCAUUAGAUGUAGCAAAGACUCGGAUCAUGUUAGCACAUAAAACAUCUGCAAUAGCUCAAGGCCACAUCUUAUUUGCAAUGCAAACAAUUUACAAAGAAAAUGGAAUUAGAGGGUUGUUUGCUGGAAUAAUACCUAGGAUGAUGUGGAUAUCUAUAGGUGGCGCCAUAUUCUUGGGGGUAUAUGACAAAAUCAAGUGCAUUAUGACUUUACCUGAGCUCGAACAAAGCAGUGAAAUUGUAGCAAUGCGAUGAGUUUUAUCGGAUGAAUAUACUGCAGUAUGAAAUGGGGCAAAAUAUAAUGGUGAUAUUCACUAAAGGUUAGAUGGUUAACUGAAACCAUGGAGCUCCGACCGUCAUUAGGUUUGUUUGGUUCUGAAAAAUCCCUCGGUUUUUUUUUUAGCAGAAUAUUAAUUGAGGGAAAAUUACCAUUCAUAAAUGCACACUCACUAAAAUACAUGUAACAUUAAAAAUCGAUAUGGGCGAUGCAAAUAAAGUGCAAAAUACAGUGAUCAAACAGGCUAAUUUUGUUCUUUUUUUAUCAAAGCAGAAUAUAAUUGUGCGAUAAGAACCGAGAAUAACCAAACUGACAACCGAACCAAGGGAGUCUAAAACCGAACCAAACCGAACAUUUUGAAACUGUCUGACCCCUAAUAUUCACUGGGCAAAAUGGUUAGAAGAC
This is a messenger RNA of Owenia fusiformis, 1479 nucleotides long. The record is from the annotation of a GenBank genome assembly. NCBI's taxonomy places the organism in Eukaryota, Metazoa, Annelida, Polychaeta, Sabellida, Oweniidae.